Messenger RNA from Acanthaster planci (crown-of-thorns starfish), 2060 nucleotides. RefSeq lists its product as uncharacterized. The record is from RefSeq and is a predicted model, not a curated record. NCBI's taxonomy places the organism in Eukaryota, Metazoa, Echinodermata, Asteroidea, Valvatida, Acanthasteridae.
AUGGACAAUAGAACACCCCUGCCUCCUCAAUCGCCAGUACCAGCAGAGUGGCCGACGCUUCCCCCAAGAGGCCCAAGUCAUCAGCAUCGGUGCAUUCCAGUGCUUCUGGCAGCUCUGCAAGUUCCAGCGGCUCCUCCAAGGUCAGGCAAGAAAAAGUCCAAGAGGCCCCUGUCCGGCCUUUGCUGCUCCAUUGCUGUUGGAGAUGUUUCCCUCGUAGUGGCAAAGGAUAGUGAAGGUCCAGAUCCAGGGACGUCUACUUCAGCGGCCCCCAGUCCUGCAGUGAGUCCCGCCGCAACUGGCAGAGCCAACCUUGCGCACUCCGAAAUCUCCGGAAGUCUCAAGAAAGAUGCCAAUCAGAGUGGAGAAUCUCCAGAUGCCAAACCUACGGAGUUUCAGCAGGAAACUUCCCUGGGGUCUGACACCGAGCCCCCUGACCCUCUGCUUGUCCCUUCAGUAUGGGUGGAGCCCAGCAAGAGCACUUCGAGCCUGAAGAAGAAAAUUGGGGCCAGUAAAGGAGAGGAGAUGCUUCUGCUCGAAAAGAGGACUCCACGCUCUGACAAUCAGGAUGAUUCCGACCAAAACCAGACUGCUGGAAGCCAUGAGAGCUUCAAGGAUUUCAGAGACACGGUCAAAAACACAAAAAAUUCCACAAUUAAAACACGUAAACCGAUAACAAGUGAAAGAAUUUCACAGAUGUCAAGAUUGUUAAUCCCCCUUUUGUCCUAAACGUCGCCAAUUUGGAGUGUGAUCAAAUAAGCCCUUUUUAUCGAAUAUGCCCCUUUAUAAGAGGAUAAAAUCUUACAGGAUCACCGGACAACUUGUAUCCAACAAAAAUCUCUCCAUAUUAGCAAAAACAUACAGCGUGUGCAGAUUGCCAAAAUAAUAAUAGUAAAAAACUUUGAUCUUCCAGUGCCCCUUCAAUCAGAAUUUGUACAAGUCUCUUUAAUUUCGCCCAACAUUAUAACGUGUAAAGAGGCAGACCACCCAAAGACUGUAUGGUGUUAUACGAUCUUUACUGCUGCCAAAAUUCAUUUUUCCUUUUACAUACAGCCAAUUUAGUAAUUAAUCCAGGUCAUCUACACAAGCUGAACUGAAAUUUGCUUGUUAGUCAUAUCAGAUUUCUUAAAAUAGAUCACUAACAAGCAGUAAAUUUUACCCAAUACAUUUGAAACCUAUAAUAUAUUUGGCAUAUCAGCCAGCUAAAAACCAUUCACGUGAGCUUUAUUGAAAUAUACAUGUUGGUAUUAUCCUGUACCCAGAAUUAACAUUGUAUCCUACAAACAGUAAGAUUCAGAUCUCAUAUACUGAAGUUACUGUAGUUAAUAAACUGUUUUCAUGAGCAAUGGCAUAUUCCACGAAUUGUGUUCUGUACUUAAUUGAAGCCAAGUUUAAACAAUCAACAAUGUUGUAGAAUAAGGGUGAUCUUCCCUCAACAUUUAUUUUGUUUUAUGGUUUCGGUUUGUUUGUGUUGCAUCUCUCUCCGUCAAGCGGGUGCAAAGUGGCCUGGAAUGCAUACUCAAGGCUGGCGCUGAGAGUUCCAAAUUUGGAAUGGAAAAAAAAUAGCGAAUCGACCACUGCUUUACUUGUAUUCAUAGCCCCAUUUUGUAAUUUACUUCCAACAAGACAACAGUGAUAUUUGUCAAUAGGCCAACAAAACCCAAGCUAUGCAUCUGCACCUCCCUCUUUCCCUUUUCUUUAAUCUUCCAUGUAGGCAACUUCUAUCUGCAUGCAUAUGCAUAUUGGAUUUGGGCACCAUUAUCUUCCUUUUUUCUCGUGUAAUAUCACUGGUGAAAAUGUGCCAGACCGUGUUUGCACAAAUCUCUUCUGUUUAGCAAAAAUAUCGGAGUCCCACUACUGUCAUUACUAGCCAGAUGAGCAACAAAUAAUGUAAAAAUGUGCUGUACAUAAAAAUCAGCUUAUUAUAAAAGUUCUGCCUAUUUAAAUGCCAACAUUACACAUAGUUACAUGUAUUUGCAGAAGAAGACUUUUUAGCUCAGCAUAAUCCGUAAGAAAUGCCCAUCAACUAUAUUCCAUCCCUCACCUGUUAAGACCAUUUUAAC